This is a messenger RNA of Nerophis lumbriciformis (worm pipefish), 1070 nucleotides long. Its product is annotated as claudin-4-like. Gene Ontology annotation, molecular function: structural molecule activity. The record is from RefSeq and is a predicted model, not a curated record. NCBI's taxonomy places the organism in Eukaryota, Metazoa, Chordata, Actinopteri, Syngnathiformes, Syngnathidae. Gene Ontology annotation, cellular component: bicellular tight junction; membrane.
UCCUUUGGCCUGCUGGUGUCUUCAUGCUGCUGUAGAGACCCAGCGAUGGACCAACAAGGACCCUGAGGGUGAAGUGUGCGUCUAGUCCUAACCGGUCUGCAGCUUCCUGAAGGCCUUCAAGUGUCGCUGAGAGGGCUGCUAGAGGUCGUGCGCUCAUGGCUCUGCAGGAGUUUGGCGUCAGCCUGACCAUGAUAGGCGUGGCGGGCACCAUCUUGAUCUGCGCCCUGCCCAUGUGGAAGGUGACGGCCUUCAUCGGGACACGCCUGGUGGUCAUGCAGGUGUUCUGGGAGGGUCUGUGGAUGACGUGUGUCAGCGAGUACACGGGUCAGAUGCAGUGCAAGCUCUACGACGCCCUCCUGGAUCUGUCGCCCGACCUGCAGGCGGCGCGCGGCCUCGUCUGCGUCAGCCUGGUGCUGGGAUGUCUCGCCUUCCUCGUCUUCCUGCUGGGGGCCCGCUGCACCAAGUGCCUGAGCCACCCCGGCGUCAAGACCCGAGUGGUGCUGGGGUCAGGGGUCGUCUUCUGCUUGGCGGCCCUGGCCUCGCUGGUGGCGGUGUCCUGGACGGCCAACAACGUCAUCAGAGACUUCCACAACCCCCGCGUCCCUGAGGUGCUCAAGAGGGAGCUUGGGGCGGCCAUUUAUAUUGGCUUUGUCACAUCUGGCCUGAUGCUGUGUGGGGGGGUCAUUCUGUGUGCAAGCAGGCCGUCGCCGAGGACCACCUUCCAUUCCAGUGGGUACACGCCAGCCAGGACUUCCACACACAGCGGCUACGCCAUCAAGAACUACGUCUGACCUAAACCACUUUAACAACUUGUCUCCUCAGACUAGGGCUGUAAGGUAUACUAGUACUAAUCAAGCACCGCGGUACUAUUGAAUUAAAAAAAGGUACUAUACAGCCUUUGAUGGCGCGCCGAGGCACACCAAUCAACACAACACAGACCACCUGCUAGCUAGUUGACGCACGACAUGCGCCUUGGCGCACCAUCAAAGGUCGUAUAGUAGCUAGCCAGUAACUAGUAGGGGUGUUAAAAAAGAAAUAGAUUUUCGAAUUAAUCUCGAUUCCUAUUUUUU